Polyodon spathula (Mississippi paddlefish) is the source of this 3857-nucleotide messenger RNA. RefSeq names its product CREB-regulated transcription coactivator 3-like. Gene Ontology annotation, biological process: protein homotetramerization; positive regulation of transcription by RNA polymerase II. The record is from RefSeq and is a predicted model, not a curated record. Gene Ontology annotation, molecular function: cAMP response element binding protein binding. Gene Ontology annotation, cellular component: cytoplasm; nucleus. The transcript is spliced from 15 exons. NCBI's taxonomy places the organism in Eukaryota, Metazoa, Chordata, Actinopteri, Acipenseriformes, Polyodontidae. Bases 1304 to 3361 code for a protein of 685 amino acids.
CUUCGCAGUUGAAAACUGCCUGGUGUUUUUCGUGUUGUGUUCUCAGGAUCACUUUGGCGGGGGGUGUAAAGGUUUUUAGAAAAAUAAAGAGACGAGGAGAGCAGGGUCAAAGCCUGAAAACGGUGAUUACGAGAUAACAAGAAGUAAUGAAGGAGUUGAAGGAGCUGCUGAAGCGAGUCUACACACCCCCUACCGAUCUGACAGGACGGCGAACAGCAUGCAGUUAUUGUAAAACAUAAAGAAAUUGUUUUUUUUUUUCAAUCAGGGCUGCAUUGGAUUUGUUUCCAGACAAGAUCAUCCGCUGUUCUGAAUUUUACACGCCGUGUUUUCCCAACAGAGAGACAGACGGAAUUUCUAUGUUUUGUUGUUGUUGAAUAUCAUCGGACACUUUUUGAAAUUGGAGUCGCUGUUUCAAUAUAUACGCAUAUAUUAAUUUCGUUCUUUGGAACAAACUUUGAAAAACAGUUUUUAAACUUAUGGAGUAUUUUAGCAAAUCGUGUAUAUUUCCCUGCAUUUGCAACUGUCGUCUGUGAUUUUGUAAUACGGAGUCCGUACAAUCACAAUGAAGAGAAUUUUAUAACUGCUGCAUUCGCUGUUUUGUUAUUGUGGAUUUCUGGAUUAAAAUAAAUAAAUAAAUAAAUAAAUAAAUAAUAUAUUUUAAGAUCCUUGAAGUUGUUUAGGAAAGAAAUGGGAAGACCAAUGACAAGCUACUGACAAAAAUAUAUACUUUUUAUUUUUGUUCGUUUAUUAACCGACGACGAAUCAUGCUUUAAGACUCUUCAAACUUUUAAAUUUUAUUUUAUAGACUUCUAGACAAAAAUACUUUUUGUUUUUUUUAUUAUUCUACCGUUACAACAUGGCAGUCCUCAUUGCUGGAAAGUUUCAGAAUUAAAACAAAUUAAAUCAAAUUUAUUUUGCUAUAUUGGGUGGGUUAUAAUUGUCAAAAGUUUCUUUUAUUUUUAAUUACAAAAAAAAAAAAGAAAAAAGAAAAAGCUGGCUUCCAAAAAAUCUAAUCAUUUUUAUGUUCGUUAACAUCACUAAUGUGGAGGGAUUUGGACUCCUGGAUAUUUUAAAUCUUACAACAAAAGAAAAUGUACAUUUAAUAAAUGUAUAUGGACACUGUUUACAAACAAGAAAACAAAAAACAAUUAGACAUCUUGUCUAUUCAUGUUGCAGAGAAUAUGGGACUGAGCAACUUGCAUUGAAAUAGUUAAUAUAUUUUCAUAUAUGCUGUUUCUAUAAGUACAUUUCUAUUUUCAUAAAAUAUUUCGUAUUUAACUAGUUUAACUUUGCGGCCUGCGUCAUGGCAGGAUCUCCGGGUUCAGGUGGCACCAACCCCCGGAAAUUCAGCGAAAAGAUUGCGCUGCACAACCAGAAACAGGCUGAGGAGACUCGGGCCUUCGAGCAGCUUAUGACAGAUAUCACUCUCUCCAGGGUGCAGUUCCAGAAGGUUCAGCAGCUGCAGCUAACACAGACCCGGGCGCAAUACUAUGGCGGCUCUCUGCCAAAUGUCAAUCAGAUCGGCAACACUAGUACAGACUUUCAGGGUUCGUUUACACCGGGACUGGACAGCAUGCGCGGCACUCGGCACCACGGGCUGGUAGAGCGUGUCAGUAGGGAUCGCAGCCGACUCAACUCUCCACACAGGCGACUCGCAGACAAGCUCGGCCGCCAGGUCGAGAGCUCUCCGUAUGGAUCUGUGUAUCUGUCUCCGCCCCCGGAUAACAGCUGGAGAAGGGAGCAGCCACCCUGGAGCGAAGAGAAACGGCCUGGAUUUAGAUUAUUAUCCCAGCUCAACAGGACAAAUUCCGACUCUGCUCUGCACACGAGCGCCUUGAACCCCAAUCCCCAGGACCCCUUUGUGGGUAUGAACCAGCAGAUGUCAAGAGCGCCCCCUCAACGCAACGUCAGCGUUAAUGAAGCUGAGAUUGACGGGAUGGGAGAUGUGUUCUCAUUCCCAGCCUUGCCAAACGAGGAGAGCCUGAUGGGUGUCAGCAAGCCCCUCCCCAAACAGCUGUGGGAGGCAAAGAAGGUGCAGUCUCUGUCCUCACGCCCCAAAUCAUGUGAAGUGCCUGGAAUCAAUAUUUUCCCAUCCCCGGAACAGAAUGCUGGGCUCUCCCAUUUCCAGGGGACGUUGAACACAGGCGGAUCGCUACCAGACCUGACCAACCUGCACUUCCCCUCUCCCCUGCCCACCCCCCUGGACCCUGAAGAUGGAGGGUACCCCAACCUGAGUGGGGGGAGCAGCACCGGCAACCUGCCCGCCGCCAUGAUGCAUCUGGGCAUCGGGAACUCGCAAGGUCUCUCCUCCUCCCUGAGUAACCCGUCCAUCCAGGCUACCCUCAACAACUCUCAGCUGCACUCAUCGCUCAGCAACCCCUCCAUCCACUCGUCUCUGCGACUGUCCUCUCUGUCCAACCCACAGCAGGGGGCCCUUGGCAACACGCCACGCCGGCGCCACACCCCCGUCAGCCCCCUGACCCUGUCCCCCGGAGCCGAGCAGCGCAGAGGCCUCGGCAAGCAGCUCUCCCCUACCAUGUCCCCGUCACUGUCCCCCAUUACACAGUUUGCUUGUUUUCAGGGUGUUUCCUUGGACACCAGCAGUCUGCCAAUGGAGCCACCCCCUCCCUACCACCUCUACCAGCAGUCUUUGCAGCAGCAGCAGCAGCAGCAGCAGCAGCAGCAGUCCCACCAGCCAGUACAGCAGAGCUCCCAGCAUUCCACAGGGCAGCAGCAGCAGCAGCAGCAACAACAACAACAGCAACAACAACAACAACAACAACAACAGCAGCAGCAGCAGCAACAGCAGCAGCAGCAGCCAAUGUCUCCCCUCCACAACCUUCAUAUGGAUCUGAACUCUGCCAAUCACAACUCAUUGGGAGCCUUCUUCUAUGAUCCCUUCAUGGACACCCAGCUCUCGGGCAGACAGUCCAAGUCCCUGUCUUACCAGCAGCUCGACCAGUUCAACAUGUUGGAGAACUCCAUGAGUUCACUGCCGGGGGGAAGCUGCUUUGACCCGGGUUCCAACCUCUGCUACUCCCAGGCGUCGCUGAUGGGGUUUGGUGGAAGCCACGGGAACCUGCAGGAGUCACUGCAGUUGCGGCAGAACAUGUUCUUCUCAAACUGCGGGGGAGGCAUCCCCAACAUCAUUCUAACAGACGAGUCGAACCCGAGCCUGUCCAAGGACAUCAGCAGCGCGCUGGCAGGGGUGCCGGAGUGCUUUGACUCGGAGGGAGGGUUCCUGGGCGACGAGCUCCGAAUCGAGCCCCUCAGCCUGGACGGACUGAACAUGCUGAGUGACCCCGACAUGGUCCUGUCUGACCCCUCUGUGGAGGACAGCUUCCGCAGUGACAGACUCUAGGGAGAUGGAGUAGGGGAAGACAAUGUUUUGUAAUGUGGAUACCACCCCCCACACACACGCAUCGCACACAAGGAAUGGGGGCUUCGGACCAUGAACCGCCACAGCAGACCCGACUAUCAUCCAGACACUUUUUUUAGGUUUCUAUUCUUUUCCUUUCCCAAUAUCUGCAGAGACAGUGUGAUAUCAGUAGCCUGUGUCUGUUCUAAAACACAAACAACCUGCAGUGUGGAAGGGUUAGCCAUCUUCUAUGUCGACAGCAAAGUUUGUGUGGCCCUUGGUCCUGUUCUGGAACACCAGAGCACAGUUUACAGAUGUUAGCCUUUUAAAAUCUUUAAAAUACCCUGCAUCUUACCAUCACUAUAGUAACCAUGUACCCCGGAAACCUGUCUGCCAUGUGCAGGAUUAAAACCUGACCAAACCCUUCCCAGGCAUGCCUGUGCCCAACCUGUACAGUUAAUGUAAAUUAAAAAAUAUAUAUAUAUAUAUAUAUAUAUAU